AUGGAGAGACAAAUUGUCCACCGGAAGUGCCUCAAGCGAUCCAAAACUAUCGUCAGGAAGAAGAAGAAGCCCAUCAAGGUGGUCUACAUCUCCAACCCCAUGAGGGUGACCACCAGCGCCGCCACGUUCCGCGCCCUCGUGCAGAAGCUCACCGGCCGCGACUCCCUCGUCGCCGACACGAACACGGUGAGCGCUUCUCUAGUACACGAGUCCACCGACGAACCCCCGGUGGCCUCCGCAGCGGCUUCUGAGUCUCCCAGCUCGAUGCUCUCGAGUCUCACCGUGAGCUGCACGGUGGAGGCAUACAAUAGUCUGGUGGCUCCGACUGUGGUGUUCGAUGAGGAGAACUUCUGUGGACUCAUGUCGGCGACGCUGUAUCAUGAGCGUCAACUUGCAGGGCUUGGGAGCUACGAUGAAGUGUGA
This is a messenger RNA of Musa acuminata AAA Group (dessert banana), 423 nucleotides long. Its product is annotated as sigma factor binding protein 1, chloroplastic-like. The transcript has a single exon. Bases 1 to 423 code for a protein of 140 amino acids. NCBI's taxonomy places the organism in Eukaryota, Viridiplantae, Streptophyta, Magnoliopsida, Zingiberales, Musaceae. The record is from RefSeq and is a predicted model, not a curated record.